AUGAACAAAUCGCUCUCCAAGGGCUCCGAGUCGUCCACUCAGUUCGACUCGCCGCUACGUUUCCACUCUCCGAUGCGGUGGGACGGGACCGAUCCGCCGGAGUCUCCGGAAUACCGCUCGCCGGAAAACUCGCCAGAAAAGCACCCGGACCACUCCAUGGCCAUCGUCACCGUCGGCAAGCUCAAGCAGCUCGCUCCUGACAAGCGCGCAGAGCACCGGAAGCCGCCGGAAAACCCGCCGUCGGUGUUGGUGUUCAAUGGUACGGUGACGGAGGAGACGCAGCGUCCGGCGGUGAAUGCGGUUCCAGCGGUGGGCGGAGGCGAGCGGAGAUCGAGGUCGUCAGGGUGGACGACGGAGGAAACGGUAUGCAAGGCGGCGCUAGGGUUCCGGCUGAGCGAGAUGGUGGUGUGUCUGAUUUCGUUUUCUGUUAUGGCGGCGGACAAGACGCAAGGUUGGAGUGGUGACUCCUUUGAUCGCUAUAGAGAAUAUAGGUAUUGUUUAUCUGUGAAUGUUAUUGGAUUUGCAUACUCGGCGUUGCAAGCAUGUGAUCUGGCAUGUCAACUUGCCACUGGGAAACGCUUAAUCAGUCAUCACCUUCGCAACCAUUUUGACUUCUUCUUGGAUCAGGUUCUGGCUUAUCUUCUGAUAUCAGCAUCAUCAUGUGCAGCCACACGGGUUGACGAUUGGAUAUCAAAUUGGGGGAAAGAUGAGUUCACAGAACUGGCCACUGCAUCAAUUGGAAUGUCCUUCCUAGCUUUUGUUGCCUAUGCUAUGAGCUCACUCAUCUCUGGUUACACCCUAUGCAACCGCAGCUCCAUGUGA
This is a messenger RNA of Sphenostylis stenocarpa, 822 nucleotides long. The record is from the annotation of a GenBank genome assembly. NCBI's taxonomy places the organism in Eukaryota, Viridiplantae, Streptophyta, Magnoliopsida, Fabales, Fabaceae.